Molecule: messenger RNA, 1546 nt
Organism: Vitis riparia (riverbank grape)
Lineage: Eukaryota; Viridiplantae; Streptophyta; Magnoliopsida; Vitales; Vitaceae
Product: poly(U)-specific endoribonuclease-B
Exons: 8
Coding region: 42-1376 (444 amino acids)
Molecular function (GO): RNA endonuclease activity
Source: RefSeq, a predicted model, not a curated record
CCAACUACCACUCUCCAUCCACAUCUUCUCACUCUCUAAACAUGGACGGUCUGAUCAAGGGCUUGAUCGAUGUUGCUCUCGGAGCUAUCGGCAACGACGACGACGGCGACCACCGCUCUGGAUCCCAAAACCCAGAUGAACGCUCCAGAUCCACUUGGUCCCAGGUGGUGUCAGGGGAGGAGGAUAAGGGUGAAGAAGAGAACAGCGGCCGUAGACAGGGCCAUCAUCGGAGUCAGUGGAACAGAGAGGAAGAGAAAUUGGGGCAGACUGAGGAGUGGGAGAUCGCUGGUUCCAGACCUUCCAGGCGCCCCCAAAAGGCUGUGCAUGAGGGGUAUGAAAAGGAUGAAUAUGGUGGGCAACAUGAUAAUAACAAAAAUUAUUGGAAGCAAAAGGAGGAGAAAGAAGAAAGCAAUGAUGGUUGGGAGACUGUUGGCAAAAAGCCUCCAAGGAGACCACAAAAGGUAAAGAUGGAUCAUUGGAAUAAGUACAAGCAGCCAGCUAGCGGACAAGAAUACUCUGAUGAGAUUGAACAUGGUAUUAACACAGAACCCUCAGAAGAGGAGCUUGAUGACAUUUCACAAGCUUGCAACAAGCUCUGGAAACUUGAUUUAAACCGUCUGGUACCUGGAAAGGACUAUCAAAUUGACUGUGGUGAAGGAAAGAAGGUUUACCAAAAGGAAGAUAUGGCAGAAGGAAGCCUAUUUUACUGGCUGAAUGAAGAUGUAUUCAGGAGGCCUACCUUUUCUCGUUUCUGUUCUCUUCUAGAUAAUUAUAACCCACAUGAAGGUUAUAAAGAAGUCAUCACAUCUGAAGAGAGCCAAGAGGAAGCUGCAUUUAUAGAAGAAAUCAGUAGGACUGCACCAAUCAAAUAUCUUUUCAAGUACCUCUCAGCAAAGGGUAUUGUGUCUGAGAACUAUCAAGAUUUUAAAAGGACAAUGACAAAUCUCUGGUUUGAUCUUUAUGGUCGUGGUGGUACUUCCAGUUGCUCAUCUGCUUUUGAACAUGUUUUUGUUGGAGAAAUCAAGAAUCGUGGGGAACAAGAAGUUUCUGGAUUCCAUAACUGGCUUCAGUUUUACCUAGAAGAAGCAAAAGGGAGGGUUGAUUACCAAGGUUACAUUUUUCCCAGAAGACGUGGGCAGACACCAGACUCUGAAACCCAGCUGCUUACAAUUCAGUUUGAAUGGAAUGGCGUUCUCAAAUCUGUCUCAAGCACUAUGGUUGGAGUGAGCCCAGAGUUUGAAAUUGCCCUCUACACCCUGUGCUUCUAUGUGGGUGGAGAGGACAACCAAGUUCAGUUGGGUCCAUAUCCAGUAAACAUCAAGUGCUAUCGCUUUGGAAACAAAAUUGGGUCUGUGUUUCCAAUAGCUGAGUGUUGAAUUCCAAUAACUGAAACUCUGCAGUUCUGAUUUAUGUAGUUGAAGGAAAUCAUAUCCAUAAUCUGUAUCAACAGUAAUAAUAUUUUAGAACAUUUGGGAGUGCCAAGGCAAAAGUACAUGAAACCUAAAAAAACUUAUCCAAUAAAUCAAAAACAUUUUAUUUGAUUUUA